This is a messenger RNA of Choloepus didactylus (southern two-toed sloth), 1679 nucleotides long. RefSeq names its product retinol dehydrogenase 5 (gene RDH5). The coding region runs from base 685 to 1641 and encodes 318 amino acids. The transcript has 5 exons. The record is from RefSeq and is a predicted model, not a curated record. Lineage: Eukaryota; Metazoa; Chordata; Mammalia; Pilosa; Megalonychidae.
GGCCUGGAAUCUGAUGCAGAUGCGUGUCAUGUAAGUGAAAGUUGGAGGUUUCUUUCCUGCACCUCCCAGAAAUAGGUCCUAGUGGUUCCCACUCCAAACCUCUCCAAUUCAGGACUUAAGUUUCCUGCAGAGAAAUGAGACAGGGAACAAGCUGGGUCCCCAGUUCUGGCACCUUGCCCCUCUAUGUGCUCAUGACCUGUCCCAGGCUGGUGCUAAGCAGUGUCAUGAGUCUGGACCAAGUGAGAGAUUAACUCCUGGGCAUGGGGGCACUUUGGGACUGGGAAGGGAGAGGAAUGACAAGUCCAAGUCCACCAACAGAGAGGGGCAGCUGCUAUCCGUGACAGCUCCCUCCUCCUGGGAGACCAUGACAUAAGUGGUUGGGAACACAGGCCUAGAAAGACAGCCAGGACGGGGGCCUGGGCAAGCCUGGCCUGUGCCAAGCACCUGCUUCAGCCAGCCAGGCUCCGCCUCCUCAGCCCCUACCGCCACCCUGUCACAUUUAACACUCCUGGGGCUUGAGUACACUCCCUCUGGACUUUGGCCUUGGCUGUGGCUUAGUGUGAGAGCCUGGAAAGACUGGAAGCAAAGUUUCUCAAAGCGAAAGAAGCUGUGGACAUUGUGAUAUCCAACAGCUUUCCCCAAAGGAGCCUAGGCUGCCACCCGUAGGUCACUUGAGCUCUGGCCAUGUGGCUGCCUCUGCUGCUGGGCGCCUUGCUCUGGGCAGUGCUGUGGUUGCUCUGGGACCGUCAGAGCCUGCCCGCCAGCGAUGCCUUUGUCUUCAUCACCGGCUGUGACUCAGGCUUUGGGCGGCUUCUGGCACUGCGACUGGACCAGAAGGGCUUCCGUGUCCUGGCCGGCUGCCUGACCCCUUCAGGAGCUGAGGACCUACAGCAGGUGGCCUCCUCCCGUCUCCACACCACCCUGCUGGAUGUCACUGACCCCCAUAGUAUCCAGCAGGCAGCCAAAUGGGUGGAGACACAUGUUGGGGGAGCAGGGCUUUUUGGUCUGGUGAACAACGCUGGUGUGGCUGGGAUCAUCGGGCCCACACCAUGGCUGACACAGGAUGAUUUCCAUCGGGUGCUGAGGGUGAACACGUUGGGUCCUAUUGGAGUCACCCUUGCCCUGCUACCUCUGCUGCAACAGGCCCAGGGCCGGGUGGUCAACAUUACCAGCGUCCUGGGUCGCCUGGCAGCCAGUGGCGGUGGCUAUUGUGUCUCCAAGUUUGGCCUGGAGGCCUUCUCUGACAGCCUGAGGAGAGAUGUGACUCCUUUUGGGAUACAAGUCUCCAUUGUAGAGCCUGGCUUCUUCCGAACUCCUGUGACCAGCUUGGAGAGUCUGGAGGAUGCCCUGCAGGCUUGCUGGGCACGGCUACCUCCUGCAACACGGGCCUGCUAUGGGGAGGCCUUCCUCACCAAGUACCUGCAAGUACAAAAGCGCAUCAUGACCCUUAUCUGUGACCCGGACCUGACCAAGGUGAGCAGGUGCCUGGAGCAUGCCCUGACUGCUCGUCACCCCCGUACCCGCUACAGCCCAGGCUGGGACGCUAAGCUCCUCUGGCUGCCGGCUUCCUACCUGCCAGCCAGCCUGGUGGAUGCUGUGCUCACCUGGGUCCUUCCCAAGCCUGCCCAGGCAGUCUCCUGAAUGUAGCCUUUCAGCAAGAGAUUGUUCUCCAAGGGCAA